CGGAAGGAUAAAGCGAUGGAUGCCAUUGAGCAGCAGAUUCGCCCCGCUUUUCCUCCGGUUUAUAAGGGCGAGGAGAGCACCGCAACACCAUCACACACACUUGGCUCCUGACGCUUGACAGGCAGAGGGGGAGAGACACGAUUGAUCUCAAUUGGUAGGCAGCCGUUGCUUGGCGCCUUGGCGGGGCGGCGGCCACAGAUAAGCUAGCUGCUUUGCUUCCUCCUGCUGCCGUUGCUGGGUGCUCUCGUUUCCCUUCCCGGCGUCUGCUCCGCCCUCGGAAUCUCGCCCUGCACUUAUUCCCUAGCCUAUCUCUGCACCCUACCAUAGCUUGUAGCUUAGCCCACAGCCGCGCAGGCAGCCAGCGACCGAGCUGCGAGCUAUAGAGAGAGAGAGAGAGAGAGAGAGAGAGAGAGAGGUCAGAACAGAGGAGCUCGCCCUCUUUCCGUGCGAGUGUGCGACUGAACCUAGCUCAACUGCAGCUUUGAAUGCUCAGGGCCUGAAAGCACUCGAGCCUUGUCCCUUGCUCGCAAACCCUUGCCGCCUUUUGGUCACCUCGGGCGCCGCGCGGAGCAGCACCUGUGCUCUGCCCUGUCCUCCCCCUGUUCACCGCUCUCUUCUCGCUGGCCUGCUAGGCAGGGGGCAGCCUUUCCUCGCCGGUCGCCAUCCUCAUUUAUAAAUCCCGCUCCCCUCUGUCUACUGCUCGUCUCUCUCCCUGCUCUGUGCUCUGCUUCUGAGUCGUGUGUGACCCGUGACCGUGAGCUUGUUCUGCGCGCGCUGAGCUAGAGGGAAAGGAAGGCGGCGACCAUGGCGUGGCGCGGCCGGCUCGGAGAGGCUGGAGACAGCGGCCUCGAGCUCAGCCUUGGCCUCCCGGCCUACUUCGCCAAGCCCUCCGGUCUGGACGCCGGAGAGGAGCCCGGUGAUGCUGCUGCUUUUGCUCUCCAAGCUGCCAAAGGGAGCGAUGGCUCCAAGACAAGGACCAGGCCAGCAGCAGCUGCUCCGGUGGUGGGGUGGCCGCCGGUGCGGUCGUUCAGGAGGAACCUCGCGUCCUCCAGGCAGUCGCCCCAGUCGUCGUCCGCUCAUCAUCAGGACGGCGGGGUCAAGGGCGGCGGCGGCGCCAAGGGAGGCGGCGCCGGGGAGGGCGGGCACAAGGGCGGCCUGUUCGUGAAGAUCAACAUGGACGGCGUGCCCAUCGGGCGAAAGGUGGACCUCAGGGCGUACGGCGGCUACGCCGAGCUCUCCUCCUCCGUCGGCAAGCUCUUCCGCGGCCUGCUCGCCGCUCAGAGGGACCCGGCCGCCACCGCGGUGGGAAGGCGCUGCGGCGAGGAGGCGGAGGAGGCCGCGGAGCCCGUGAUCGGCGGCGACUACACGCUGGUGUACGAAGACGAGGAGGGCGACCGGGUGCUGGUCGGCGACGUCCCUUGGGAGAUGUUCGUGGCCACCGCGAAGAGGCUGCGCGUGCUCAAGAGCUCCGACCUGCCGGCCUCGUCGCUGAGAGCAGGCGGGGGCAGGAAGAGGGCUGCAGCCGACUGCUGAGCCAUCCAAGCUCUGUUCUGUUCUGUUCCACGCAUCACCAGCUUGUAGAAAAGGUCCCAAGUGGAGCACUGGCCUGAGACUGGCCUUUUUAUGUCUUUCUGUGUUGCUGCUAAUAGUAGUGCAGUGGUACCACCGUACCAGUAUAUGGGAGGGAACAAGACAUGACGGUGUUUAGGGUCAUGUAAUGCAGUAGUAUUAGGUGUUCAUAAGUCAAUGGUCUUUCUUGCCUGCUUUUGAGGCCAUCUCGGUGGUAAAAAUUGCGAAAUUGUAGCAUGAAUCUGAUCUUAGUGUGUUCUCGUGAAUGAUCAAGACAGUGGAGUAAGUUCUGAA
Molecule: messenger RNA, 1863 nt
Organism: Panicum hallii
Lineage: Eukaryota; Viridiplantae; Streptophyta; Magnoliopsida; Poales; Poaceae
Product: auxin-responsive protein IAA2-like
Exons: 6
Coding region: 805-1533 (242 amino acids)
Biological process (GO): regulation of DNA-templated transcription
Cellular component (GO): nucleus
Molecular function (GO): protein binding
Source: RefSeq, a predicted model, not a curated record